Messenger RNA from Crotalus tigris (Tiger rattlesnake), 2607 nucleotides. RefSeq names its product DNA polymerase alpha 2, accessory subunit (gene POLA2). Gene Ontology annotation, cellular component: alpha DNA polymerase:primase complex. The coding region runs from base 34 to 1824 and encodes 596 amino acids. Gene Ontology annotation, biological process: DNA replication; DNA replication initiation. NCBI's taxonomy places the organism in Eukaryota, Metazoa, Chordata, Lepidosauria, Squamata, Viperidae. The transcript is spliced from 18 exons. Gene Ontology annotation, molecular function: DNA binding. The record is from RefSeq and is a predicted model, not a curated record.
UUUUCUUGUAGUUGGCGCCAAAAGGAGGUGAAGAUGGGGCUGGGGAUUAUGGAUGCAGUAGUGGCCGAUCUUAAGGUCUUCGGGCUGGAUUUCGCGGAAGGGGAAGACCGGGACGCCAUUGCCGAGAAAUUGGAAGAAAUCUGCAUGACGGGAUGGGUAUCGGAGUUGGAAUUAGGAAACGAGCUGGUUGCUUUUGCUAUGCGCAAGGGAGUCCUUCUUUUGACUCUGGAGAACUUAUUGGCCUUCGAACACGAGAUGCUGAGCAAGAAGGCCACAAAAUCUUCCAGGAGAAAGGAAGAACGCUGGUCCGGCGUGGGGGACGUCAACGCCGUUCAAGAGUCUCUGGAUGUUGACGAGGAAGAAGAGGACUUGCUGGAGGCCUACACCUCGCCCUCAAAAUCUGCUCAGAAACGGCCCAUCACCACCCCGGAGAACCCCCGUUCCAAGCGGACCCUCUCCGGCCGCAGCCCCCAUCUGAACUUCUCUCCCAACAGCUUCUCACCCAGUGCAACCCCUUCUCAAAAAUACGCAUCCCGGAAGAACCGAGGCGAAGUCGUGGCCUCUUUUGGGUCGGCACCAGGUGGUGGACGUGCCAUUUCUGCCCCUUUGGUCCAGGUGUACAACGCCCCCCAUUCGCUCAGCAAACCGUACAAAUUCAUGUUCCAGGAUCUGAUGGAGAACCGUGAUGUGCUCUCCUACAAGAUUGAAGAACUGGGCGACGCCCUCAAGGCCCAUUAUAAAAUAGAUGAGUUCUCCUCCGUCAUGGUGCCUGCGCAGGAACCUGUGACCGUCUUGGGCCAGAUUGGGUGUGAUUCAAAUGGGAAGCUGAACCCCCAGUCCGUUAUCCUAGAAGGAGACCGCGAACAUUCGUCAGGGGCCUUCAUCCCGGUUGAUAUUUCUGAGAUCUUGGAUUAUUCGUUGUUCCCAGGACAGGUUGUGGUCAUGGAAGGAAUGAACAGCACCGGCAAGAAGCUGAUUGUAUCCAAACUUUACGAGGGGGUGCCUCUUCCUUUCCAGAAGCCAACAGAAGCAGCCACAGAUCCGGAACCUCGGCUGGUCUUGAUUGCCUGUGGACCCUACACCACUUCGGACAGCAUUGCUUACGAGCCCAUGGUGGACCUGAUUGAGAUAAUCAAUAAGGACAAGCCGGAUGUUUGCAUUUUGCUCGGCCCCUUCGUUGAUGCAAAGCACAAACAAGUCGAGGAAGGACAGCUGAUCAUGUUGUACGACGAGGUCUUCAAGAGGUGCUUGAAGACCAUCAUUGAAGGAACAAGGAGUGCCGGCUCCCACCUUGUGUUUGUGCCUUCCUUGAGAGACGUGCACCAUGUGUGUAUUUAUCCCCAACCACCUUUUGUCUACGAACUCGCCAGAGAGGACCGACAGAGAGUGCUCUUCGUCUCCGAUCCCUGCACCUUAGAGAUUGAUGGGGUGAUUUUCGGCUUAACCUCGGUGGAUUUGCUCUUACACAUGGGAGCGGAGGAAAUCAGCCGAUCUUCAAGUCUUCAGGACCGUUUUUUUCGAAUUCUCAAACACAUCCUGACCCAGCGGAGCUACUAUCCUCUCUACCCACCCCCCGAGGACAUGAGUGUGGAUUACGAGCGUUUCUACCCGCACGCCUGUCUGCCCGUCACGCCGGACCUCUUGAUCAUCCCGUCCGAACUGAAAUACUUCAUUAAGGACAUCUUGGGGUGCGUCUGCAUUAAUCCCAGCCGGCUGACGAAAGGACAAGUGGGGGGCAGCUACGCGCAGCUGUGGGUCCAGCCACAGGUCCACGGGAACCAGCGGAAAGGCCCGUGCAUCGCUGCGCAAGUGAUUAAGAUCUAACCAGGUUCCGCCAACACCUGAAGCUGAGCAAAAGACAUUUUUGCCAUCAAGAGGAUGAGACAUUUAGACUUUAGUUUCUUCAGCAAUGUGCAGAUCCCAAAGUCUGGGCGACCCAAACAUCUGGAUAGCAUCUCCUUAAGUUUCCUGAUGUUUGCUUUCUGGUUAUCUGUAGCUGGAUGAUAUCUCCAUCGUUCUUCUGGAUACAUUAUCCAGGCCUGUUUCUGAUAUCGACACACAUAAAUUUAUGAAUUUAUUGAUUUGGGUUACGUUCAAGUCCUGUUUCUCAGCCAGCCCUAUGAAAUCCAGAUUGCCGCACAAAUGAAUUGUUAGCAGAUGUGCGAUGGAUUGCUUUGAUUCUCCAAGGAAGAGAAUUCUGGGAGUUGAAGUCCACCCACCUUAAAGCAUGCUGGCUGGGGAAUUCUGGGCAUCGAAGUUCAUCCAUCUUAAAGGAUGCUGGCUGGAGGAUUCUGGGAGUUGCAUUCAGGGGCUUUUUAUAAAAAUGUGCAUUGCAGGCAAAGCUUUGCCUGGUUUCGAACUGGCCCAACUAUGCUGAUUUUCGCUCCUCUGACAUUUUAUAUUUUCAUUUUUUGGAGCACGGCCCAGUAAUCUUAAUAGGGAUCUAUCAGCCUAUCAGAGUGCUCCGAUCUUCACUGAGUGUUUUUAUUUUCGACAAGGAAAGAGUCCACAGGAUGAAAGUUUACCCGAAGCAAUUCGCGGGUUUGGAAACUUGGCGAGAAGUUUUAAUUUUAUUUUCUUCCCGUCGUGAAUAAAUUCGCUUCCUUU